Messenger RNA from Nematostella vectensis (starlet sea anemone), 2173 nucleotides. Its product is annotated as TAF6-like RNA polymerase II p300/CBP-associated factor-associated factor 65 kDa subunit 6L. The transcript has 12 exons. Gene Ontology annotation, cellular component: SAGA complex; SLIK (SAGA-like) complex; transcription factor TFIID complex. Gene Ontology annotation, biological process: transcription initiation at RNA polymerase II promoter; RNA polymerase II preinitiation complex assembly. Lineage: Eukaryota; Metazoa; Cnidaria; Anthozoa; Actiniaria; Edwardsiidae. Gene Ontology annotation, molecular function: protein heterodimerization activity; transcription coactivator activity; RNA polymerase II general transcription initiation factor activity. The record is from RefSeq and is a predicted model, not a curated record. The coding region runs from base 72 to 2024 and encodes 650 amino acids.
CAUUCAACACGUCCAACAUGGCAGUCGACAGAGAGUGUUUUCGUCUCUCUAUUCGAUAAAAGCAUAAUAAAAUGGCUUCCAAAGCUUCCGAGGACACGCGUUUCAGCGUAUUGUCAGCUGAAAAUGUCCGACUUUACGCAGAAGUUAUCGGUGUAACAAAACUAGAGGAUAACUUGGCAAGAUCGCUGGCCGAAGAUGUGACAUACCGUGUUCGCCAUUUGUUGCAGACUGCACAGCAAUUCAUGAAACAUGGCAAGAGAAGGCGCAUGACAACCGAGGACCUAAACCGGGCUAUGCAACUUACAAAUGUUGAGCCUGUUUACGGAUAUGGGUCUGGUGAAGACAUGCCUUUCAGAAGCACAUCUACGAAGGAAGGUGAUGUUUUCUUUGUUGAUGAGAAGGAGAUUGGCAUCCGUGAGCUUGCUCUAAGCACAGCAGUCCCCACUGACCCAGGGAAAGUUUCAGUCAGAGCCCAAUGGCUUUGUGUGGAGGGAACACAACUAUCAUCAAAUAAUGGUCAACAUGGAAGAUUGUCAAAAAACAGUGAAAGUGACGGCCAGCAAAAGACCCUUUCUGAGGCUGGACUAGAAUACUAUGAACAAAUCACCAAAGCCGUGCUUGGAGAGAGUGAUGUAUGCAGAAGGAUGGCUUUCAGUGACUUGCAGUCGAAUCCAAAGAUUUCUUGUAUUUUUCCCUACUUUGUGAGCUUUAUUGCAUCAGGAGUAAAAUCUUGCAGUCAUGACCUCAAACAGCUCAGCCGACUGUUGGGCAUGGUCUCUGCACUCACUGAUAACUCUUCGCUGUUUCUUGACCCUUAUGUGAUCCAAUUGGUUACAGCUGUGAUGUACUGCUUGCUAGAGACUCUGACAGUCUCCCUGAAUCCUGUCAAUGACCACUGGCGAUUACGCCGUGAUGCUGCUUGUGUCCUUGCCUUUCUUAGCAGGAAGUGCAGUAAUCCUGUAAACUAUCUCCACCAGCAGCUACUGAUGACACUAAGAGAGGUGCUCACGGACGAAAGCCGGCCUUACUGCUCACAUUAUGGUGCUGUGGUUGGCCUAAUGGAGUUAGGGUCUGAGGCUUUAGAGCAGUUCUUAUUACCACAUUUGAGCACCUAUUGGCAUCAGCUACAGCAAGUUCUUGAGGAUGACAGCUCGUCUAAUGGUGUAUUGCGGGGAGAGGCAAUACAUGUCUAUGCCGCUCUUCUGCAAGCCGCUGGAUGUCUAUUACAGGCCAAUGCAGAAGGAGUCAUCCCACCACAAUCCUACCCUGUAAAUAACUCCACUCACUCCAUGCUCCGCACAACCCUCUCGUCUUGGCCUGGCAUAAGCACAGGGAAUGAGCGACGCCCUGCCCCAAUCUCCUCACAUUCACGAACAUCCCGAUCCAGCUCUGUCUGUCAUAUAUCACCCAGUCAGUGUUACGCCCAGCUGUAUGAGAUAUUUGGGGACAGUUUGUUGCCUUACACUGGAGUCAACAACUGGCAGGACAACGCAACCACAAAGAACCAUUUACAGCGGAUUCAACCAUUUGCUCAUGCAUACUUCCCCCUUAGACCUCUACAGAGGGACACUAUAAUGAUACGGAAACUUAUUGAGAAAGCAAGGCAGAAACACAGUGAGGCAGUUAGAGGGGGGAGGAGCCCACUUAUACUGGGACAUGGAAGCCGGAAGCGGCCUCGCACAGUGGAGGAGGAAGAAUCAUCACAACAUGAAAUAAAGCGAGAAAGGCAUAGCAUGUAUAGUUCGUUAGCUCUUAAGCCUAAGACUUCUCAUUCAUUAGUGGCAGCAGGUGUUUUUGAGUUUGUGUCCCCACCCAGAAAGGUGGCUGAACACAACAAAGCAGGUAAGCGUAAGGGAGGGCGGCAGUGUAAGAGGAAGUCAGCUGAGGUCACAACAAAAGAGGAGCAGAUGGAAGUUGAUGACAAGGGACACCCCUUAACAGGUUCUGUCAUGAGGUUUCGCCGAUCUCAUCCUGUCAGCGCAAACAAGAUGAAGUUCGACUACCAUAUAGGAGUGACUUUGUAGGUUAGUGUGUGCUAUAUCUCUUCCUGUGGCAAUAAGGUUUGUUAUGUUUGAAGUUUGACUACGAUGUGAGUUUAAAAACACCUUAUCAGGGGGACACAGAAGGUGGAUGUCCAUCCCACUUUUUGAGUAAUAAAAAGUCAUGCCUCUGA